Molecule: messenger RNA, 6031 nt
Organism: Centruroides sculpturatus (bark scorpion)
Lineage: Eukaryota; Metazoa; Arthropoda; Arachnida; Scorpiones; Buthidae
Product: protein AF-10-like
Exons: 16
Coding region: 570-3125 (851 amino acids)
Biological process (GO): regulation of transcription by RNA polymerase II
Cellular component (GO): nucleus
Molecular function (GO): histone binding; nucleosome binding
Source: RefSeq, a predicted model, not a curated record
AUAAAUACACUGCUGAACAGAAAAAGUGAAUGUUUCAUUUUCUUUCCAGCAGUAUAUAUUUUAUAGCUUUGUAUUAUUAAAUUUAAUAAGUGAUAAAGUAGUUUUUUAAAAGUUUUUAGGAUUCAGAAUAGAAAGGUUGUGGUCGAAGUUUUCAUCUCUAAAAUGUGAACAUCAAAAUGUCGAGCACUGCCAUCUUGUAAGCCUAGAAGUUUGACAAUGAUGCUUGGAACGUCAAGCAUGAUUCCAAUGACGUUCCAAAUGCCAUUGUCAAAUUUCUAGGCUUACAAGAUGGUGGUGCUCAACAUUUGACAUUCACAUUUUUAGAGAUGAAAACUUCGGAUGCAACCUCUCUAAUGUUACAAAUUGUUUCUUGGAUGUAUCUUGGAUGGGUGAUUCAUACCAUUCAGUUGGGAUACCAGAAAUUUUAAAAAGUUCAAGAACUCUUUUUGUUAACACACAAAGCUUCAAUUUCGUGAUCUUGUCAAAGAUUUGUCAGCAAUCCAUUUUCUUCACUAAGUAAAUAGAUUGGUCCUACUAUUGUGCAUUUACACUCUGGCCAAGUUUAUGAAAUGAGCUAUAAUUUAUUCUCUUGUUAUGGAAUUGUACAAGUUCCAACUGGUCCCUGGUUCUGCAGAAAAUGCGAAUCGCAAGAACGUGCUGCGAGAGUGAGAUGUGAAUUGUGUCCAUCGAAAGAUGGAGCUCUGAAGCACACAGAUAAUUCAGGUUGGGCCCAUGUUGUAUGUGCUCUUUACAUACCAGAAGUUCGAUUUGGAAAUGUCACAACAAUGGAACCAAUCAUUUUGCAGCUAGUACCUCAAGAUAGGUAUAAUAAGAGCUGCUACAUUUGUGAAGAGCAAGGAAUGGAGAGUAAAGCUACAAUUGGUGCCUGCAUGCAAUGCAAUAAAUCAGGUUGUAAACAGUAUUUUCAUGUCACAUGUGCUCAAGCUGCCGGACUCCUUUGCGAAGAAGCAGGAAAUUAUCUUGAUAAUGUCAAAUAUUGUGGAUAUUGCCAUUAUCAUUAUCAAAAGUUGAAAAAAGACAGCAACAUUAAAACAAUUCCCGCUUUCAAGCCCAUUCCUGCUGAUAAUGCCACACCAGAACCGAGUCCUGAAAAACACUCUCCGCCACGUCCCGAAGCAAAAGACAAAGGUCGUGGAAGAGGCGAAAGAAAAUCAAAAUCUCACAUGAUGUCACCAACUGUCAUGCCGUCUGCUGCUGCUGCUCCGCCGCCACCUCCUCCUCCUCCCCCUUCCGAAGUUUCAUGUAACAAUGAGAAUGCAGAGGGAUCUUCUGCUAUAGGUGAAGUGAUAUCUAUAUCACAAAGUGAUAAUAGCAAUGCCAGUAGCUGUAAUCUAGAAGUAAAUGGUCAAUUAAGUAAUGAUACCACAAUUAAAUCAGACACUACAGCUGCUGUUAGUAGCACUAGUAGCAUUGGUAGUAAAUUUACUACAGCAAAUUUUACAGAAACUGUUAUUACUCAUAAUGGUAGUCCUGUGUUUGGAUCUGAUAAGCACAAGAAGAAGAAGUCCAUUUCUUCAAAUGUUGAUAAUCAAGGAAAAGCAUCACAGUCUCCAGCCACUCAAGUAUCUUCAUCUUCGUCGACUCCUUCGACAACCACCACCACGUCCAGUCCGACACCGACUUUCAGUAGUAUGUAUGAAAAUUUCAUAACAACUGAGUUAGGAUCUGGAAACAGAAAUAAUCAUGAAAAUCAACAGUCAAAUAAACGUUCUCACAAUGGUUCAAUAGAGAAAGGAGAAAGAAAGAAACAUAAGAAAAAUAAUGCAAGAUCAAAGACAAAGAAUGCAAAAAAUAUAACAAUAAGUAGUGGCGAUGCAUCUCCUGGUAGUCCGGCUUCUUUGAUAUCUGUAUCGUCUAAUACCAAAAUCAAGAAGCGUCGUCAUGAGAAACAACCUUCUCCAGCAUCCACUGUCUCUUUGACUGAUAUAAAUACCCCGUGCACAAGUUCAGUUACAGAUAUUGAUCAUACAUAUUAUCGGGUACCUGUAAAUCAAAUAAAUUUGACUAGUUUACAAAAUGGAAACAAUUCACCUCAGAAUAAUGAACCAAGUGGAAAAACAAAUGGCCCACCCAUUUUAAAUGUUUCUUCUGAACAAGGAUUUACAGAAGUUCAAGAAACUGCACCUACAACUACUUCGGUCAUUGUCUUGCCAACAAGACCGACUACAAAUACAACUACCAGCAAAAUAUCCAUUCGACAGUCUCCUGAACAUCUUGCACCUCCACCAAUGCCUCAAACAUUGGAUCAGUUAUUAGAACGUCAGUGGGAACAAGGAUCUAACUUUCUGAUGGAACAAGCACAGAAUUUUGACAUUGCGUCAUUGCUUUCUUGCCUUCAUCAAUUGCGGGCAGAAAAUCAACGACUAGAAGAACAUGUAAACAAUUUAAUUGCACGCCGUGAUCAUUUGCUUGCAGUGAAUGCUCGAUUAGCUCUUCCUUUGAAUAAUAAUGCUUAUCAUCCUGUAAAUAUUGGAAUAAAUAAUGCAGUUAAUCCUUCUACUGAAGAUAAUCAUUCCCAUCGUAUGAAUAACUGUAUUUCUCUUGAAAGUAAUGUUGUUCAUAGCACUCAGAAAAGCCCUGCACCAGGACAUAGUCCAGUUGCUACAAUUGGGUCUAGCAGUCUACCUCUCACACCAAGUCCAGCACCAAGUCAAGCCUCAAUACAUUCAUCUAAUGCCAGUCCUGGUCAUCAGACAGUCCCAUUUACUACAUCAUCUCUCAAUACAUCAAGACAUCCUCAGUCUAUCAUCCCAAGUUCUAGUCCUGUUGGUCAGCCACCCGUUGCCAUUACUCAGUCUCAACCACCUCAAGGAUAUGUUACAUCUACAUUAGAUUUACCAUCAUCUCUCAUGAUCAGUCCAACGUCAUAUAAUAACCGAAGUAAUCAGGAGCAUAGUUUACAGAAUCAAGGUUUAGUUUAUCAGUCAAUAUCUCCGCCAUAUAGUACAGUUACAUUACCGACUACGGGAAGUGGAACAAAUACCACUACAUCAACACCUCUCCAUUCAUUGUGUUCUAAUGUGGUACUUCCAGUAAGCGUGGUCACUAAUCAUCAAUCUUAUCAAGCACAGAACCAGAAUAGUAUCACUGAAGAGGAAAGAUGACCAUUAUGAAUGAGAUAAGAGUAGUAGGUUCACCAUACUAACUGCCACUUUCAUUAUCAUUUUAUAUACCAUAUUGACUUGUAAUUUAAGCACUCAGAUCUUUUACUCCACAUUUUAUCAGAAUCAUGUCAGACACUCUGUCCUUUCCUGUCAUUUAUAACUAAUUAAUUUUAGUUAUGACUGAUUCACGUCAAAAUCACUAAGAUGAAAUUUUUUAUAUUUCUUACUACUAAACAAUUUUGCCUACAGUAUUUGAAAACUUUUGGCAAAAAUCUGUUGCAGUCUUGUGCAAGUUAGUGUUAAGAUACAAAAUAUAUAAACAAGAGUAAUUUUCAAAGUAGUGAGACUGAUCUAAUAUAACCAAAGCUAAAUUGCCAAAUUAUUUUCAGAUUAUAUUAAGGUUAAUGUAAUCAAAUUAAAUGCCCAGAAGCAAAGAUCAAGCAGAGGUUUAAUAGCAUAAUUUGUAACAUCCCAUUCAGAAUGCAGGAGAUGCAAGUCCAAUUUAGGUUGAUCUGUUCUUCAAAAAUUUUAAAAAUUAUUUAAUUAAAUUUCAAAAUUAAUUUUUAAAUUUAAUCUCUACAAAUUGGUAGUAUAACUAACUGUCUUUAACCAUAUUUCAUUAAUACAGACAAAAACUAAUCAGGCAAUAGCCUGGUGCUCUGUAAGGAAAAGAAUUUAAAAACAUUUCAAUUGCUAUUUAUGCUCUGCUAUAAAAUGCACUUUUUUCUGUGUUUAGUACAGUUGAACUUUUCUAUCUCAAAUCUCACAGAAUGAGAAAAAAAAUUGAGAUAAACGGGUUUUGAGAUAUAGAGGUUCUUACACAGAAAAAUAGUUUAAUAGGUUUGACUGGAGGAGAGUAUUUUAUUAAUGCAAUUGCAAGUACAGUACAUACUUAUAUAAGGUUUAAAUAAAAAGUUUUUGACAUACCUGAACAUAAAUAGUUUGUUAAUAGUUUUGGAUGUUUGACUUUCUUCAACCAAUAAGAUGAAAGUCAAACUCAUAGCCAACCAGAGAAAAGCAGCAUUAAUUGCAACUAUGUACUGUAUUGCAAGAGAUGUUUCUCAACUGCAAUUUAUGCUAUCAAUAUAUAUUCACUGAGUUUUGAAGUUGUAAUUGAUACUUUGGUCUAUAACAGACAUGGGCAAAUGCGGCUCUUUUUGAGUUACAUGCGGCUCUUGCUGAAAGUGUUAAUUUCUGCUUUUUAUUAUUAUUUUUACUAUUUUAUUUCCACAAUUUUGUUAAAAUAUGUUUAUUAAAAAAAUUCGAUAUUUGUUUUAUAUUAUAUUUAUAUUAUAUAAUAAAAUCGCAGUACAGAAUUAAAAAAAUAUAUAGAAUUGCGGCUCCUAUGCAUUUUGCAAACCUACAUUUCAGCUUCCAAUGAACUCUUGCUUGCCCACCCCUGGUCUAUAAUUUGAGAUGUAGAAAAUAUAUUGAAUUUAUGCUGAUAAUUCAGGUGGAAAAAUAAGUUUUGAGAUAAACAUGUUUGAGGUAGACAGGUUCAACUGUAUUUUCUUUUUGAUUUCAUUACUUUUUCUGACCUAAAUUACAGUUAGACAAUACUUUGCCUUGGGUUAGGGCCAUUCAUUACUUGCAUGUACAGUUUUUGAAUCACUUUUGAUCCCCCUCUUUAAUUACAAUAGUACAUGUACAAUAGUUCAUGGGUUCCAACAUUAAAGAAAUAAUUGAAAAGUUAUGCAGAUAUUUUAUGACAGUUUCUUCUCUUCAUAUGACUAAUAAGUAGACAGCCUAGAUCCCAUCCCUCCCUCAAACUGUAGAUGUAAUUAAUGAAUGGCUCCUUAAAUAUAAAAUCUGGUGAAUUAUACUAACAACCAAUCUAUUUUCUAUUCCAAUUUUCCAGCCAUAUGUUUUUUAAGGAUAAUGAGAUUUUUUUGUAUGAAAAGUAAUCUAGAUGCAUAAACGCUAUUCUUUUUUAUUUAUAGUAUACAUUACUUUAUACUUUUUUAUUACUUCAUUAAUAAUUGUUGAAUGAUAAUUCAACAAUUAUUUUCAUGCUCAAAGCCAAAAUAAUAAUAGAUUUCAUUCUCAUUAGCUUCUAGAAUUAUGGUAAAUAUCUGGUUUUUUCACAUCCAAAAUUUAACUAAACUCCCCUUUAAAUUCAUGUUACGUUUAUGAAUUAAGCAACAACCUAGUAGAACAUAGCCAUGUUUAACAUGAUGUAAUCAGUCUUGUUACUUAACUACGAAUGUAAGAAACGUGCUUAGAUUUUGAUCAAAAUGAUUGGUAGCACGAUUGGCUUUCGGCCCAAUUAUGCAGUUGAUUUAAACUUUUAAAGACUGCGUAACGUAAUGUAACACGUAAUUCGUUACGCAUUAAAAGUGAUAAAAAUUACAAGAAUCAGUAUGGUAGGUAACUGUUAUUAUGUGAAUUAUUUUCUCUUAUUUGGUACUGGUCGACAGAACAUUUUUAUCGAUUAGUUUAUAUUUUAAUGUAUAAAAAAAACUUGCAAACUAAUCAACAUUUAGUAUCAAACAAGAGAAUUUAAUGACUUCAAAUGACAUUUGUGAUAUUCAUAUGUUGUUAUAACAUUUAUAUAAAUAUAUAUAAAUAUAAAACACACACACACACAAUAUGUAUAGAAUUAAUUUGUACGAUGUAAAAUUCAAUUUUACAUUAGCUGUUUGUUUAUAUUUUUGAUCGUAUGGUUACAAUUAUUACGAAUUAUAUAAAUUGUAUAAAUUCCGUUUCCUCAAUGUUUGAGCACUCCCACUUAUAACAAUUCGUACAGCCAAAUAAGUAAAUAUUUAUUUAAUUACUUUUUAUAUGUAUUAUGUAAAGGGUUUCUCAGUACAAAACACUUUGUUCUCAAAUGGUUUUUAAAUUAUAUUUUACAGAACUACAAAAAAGUAUGUAAAUAAAACGCCAGAUUGGUUCGUCUUUUAACUUAA